This is a messenger RNA of Pocillopora verrucosa, 2385 nucleotides long. RefSeq lists its product as uncharacterized. The record is from RefSeq and is a predicted model, not a curated record. Gene Ontology annotation, molecular function: cell adhesion molecule binding. NCBI's taxonomy places the organism in Eukaryota, Metazoa, Cnidaria, Anthozoa, Scleractinia, Pocilloporidae. Gene Ontology annotation, cellular component: plasma membrane; cell-cell junction. Gene Ontology annotation, biological process: cell-cell adhesion.
AAAUCAAAAUCGCAUAUCUGUCGCAAGUAACAGGUAACGCAACACAAACAGAGUAGGCUAUUUUUUCUUUAUCGUAUCAGGUCUCGUGACACAGGAAUACACGCAGGGAUCAGAUCAAGCGGAGACGUGAUCAGAAACACAGGAAGCUGAAGCAGUCAGUUGAAAUACAAAGAUCACUUCCCAUGUCGUCUUAUUAGGCAAGUUGUUUACCAGAAGUAUUGAAAAACUACAAUGGACUCUGCGAAGAAACCUGCAAAAAUAUGCUCAGAGAUCGUUCUCCACAGAACCUCUACGGUUCUUUCUUUUGUUUCCAUGCUGCUUAUAGUUGCGCUCUUCAUGAGGAUGGAAACAAUAAACAGACGAACAAAAAUGAACGAGCUGCGAAUCUCUGACGUGGAAAGUCACAUGAAAAUCACUGGACCGUUAAAGAACGAAAACGAUGAAGACGAAAAGGAAACGUUGAAGGAUUUAAAAAACUGUAAAGAAAUAGGAAAUAACGAUCUCCAGAGAAGAAAAAGAAACAGUGCUCAGAUUACUGUACAAGAUGUUCGCCAUGAAAUCAACAAUCAGUUUAAUCGAGCUUGUAACGCCACAAAAAAAAUUUGCCUGAAAGGACCUCCAGGCCCUCCCGGUACUCACGGGUAUCCUGGAUACAAAGGAGAGCCAGGACCUCCAGGGCUCACUGGCCCACGAGGAUUUAUGGGUCUAAGUGGGGCCCCAGGCGUGAGUGGCAAGCAAGGACCAGUUGGACCUCAGGGAGUAAAAGGCGAGAAAGGUGAUGUAGGCUCUGUUGGCGCACCUGGGAUCAAAGGUGAGUUCGGUUUACCUGGUCCUCAAGGGAGAAAAGGAUCUAUUGGUUUAAAAGGCAGCAAGGGAAUAAAAGGUUCUAUAGGAAUUCGUGGACCGAAAGGACAUCUUGUUGUUGCACCAAAAGUCCAUGUUUUUCCCAAAUCGCAGGUAGUUCCCGUCAACAAAUCAGCAACUUUUUACUGCUGGGUUGAUGGUCAUAUGUCCACGAAAACGACUUGGCGUAAGCUUGGAGAUGCUUUAGCUAAAGGUGUCGUAAAUGGUGACACUCUCCAUUUUGACAACGUCCAAAAAUCCCACGCUGGAUCGUAUGUGUGCUCAGUAUUUACUGGUUAUGGAUUCUUCAAGGCCGCCAGUACCCUACAAAUCAAAGAGCCACCUGUAUUAAUAAAGAAACCUCCCUCACAAGUCGAGGCAGAGCUUGGCUCUACCUUGAAACUUUGCUGCGUUGCUGAAGGCUCAGUCUCAUGGUCACGCGCCCAAUUGUCCCUGAAUUUGUUGCCAGCUUUUCAGCAAAACGGAUGCCUCACCAUAACCAGUAUCACAGAAGAAUCUGCUGGAAACUACAUUUGUCGUGUUACAAAUACCUUUGGAUUCGCAGAAUCUUCAACUGCAGUAAUCAUAAAAGCUGCAAACUCGUGUAACGACUGGAACCAUAAGUACGGCGGAAUAAAGAACGGAGCGUACCUGUUGUCACUGGAAAAUCAAUUCUUCAAGGCCUAUUGUGACGAUAAAGGUUGGACACUGAUCGCUAGAUUUUCAAAUACUGAUCGCAAGAACUGGAUGGAUGAUCGAGGAAAUUGGUGGUACGAUAUUCGUGGUGCUGUUGGGAGAACAUUAGAUCCAUCUUCUAAUACUGACAUGAUCUCUUCAGCCUUUUGGUUGGUGGGUGGUAAAGAAUUUAAGAUCACUCGUAGCGACGACCCCAGUCACACACCUUUGUUACAAACCAAAGGUGAUUGUUUGGCGGGACAAACAUUUCGAUCGAAAAUUACUAGUUACGGAGACUUUAGAAAUGGCAAAGUUUGGGCCAGUAACAACUGUUUGGGGAGUUGUGUUGUUCAAUAUGGCGGACGAUAUAGGUCAACCGAAGGAUUCCAACAGGCAAGCUGCAAUGGAAACAUCCAAAGUGCCUUGAAGAUUGGUUUCUGGUGUGACUGGGAUGACGGUGAUGGAUCCGUGAUGAUGAUUGGUGGAGGAGGAAAUGCUUGUUUACGCGCUGAUCACGGGAUUGGGAUCACAGAGGAUGAACAAGCAUCCUUUGAGUACGGAAACGAUGAACAUGACUUUGGUCAAGAUACAACUGUUACUUUAUCUUACUCGUUGAAUUUGUGGAUCCGUUAAAUGAAUUUUCUACGAUUCAUUUGUGCUGCUUUUUUGAAGUGUUGGGCUGAGCUGCUCGAAAAAAAUACUAUACUUAUUAGGACUUAGUUUCGGAAAAAAGUAUACGCCACCAUGAAAAUUACUGCCAGAAAUGUAGCGUAAUGCCAAACGAGCUUUGAAUAGGUCGGUCGAGGUCUAUAGGGAUUUAGAUUUUUAACAAUGCCUGUGGAUUUUGAUAAAAAGCAAGUGCUAGAA